CCUGGAAUGGCAUCAACUGGCGGCAACCCCCACGGAUUUCCACAGAACAUUUCGCAGCGAGGAUGAGCAAUUGUACGCUCUUUCCCUAGAUAGCGAUAGGAGCCGCAAUGCUGUGAUCUUGGACAAGUGGGAAUGGCGAUUGCAAGCGUAAAUGUGGCUUCAACAGGAAUGCCACAAGAAAGUCCGUCAAAUCUCUGGACAGCCUUGCGCCAGGCUGUGUGCUCAUGCAUAUGCCACGGCUUGCCUGCCACAUGCAGUCCUCAGGCUACUCACUUCAGCCUUCGGCGCCCAUUUACACCGGGGAUGUAUUUAGUCCCUUCCCGUCCGUUCAGAUUCACAGCCUCGUCAACCCAGUUCCUGCGUUCCGUUCAUCAAUUGAGGAGGCACAAUGGAUCCUUCCACCAAUCCAUAUCUCUCACGUGGAGGGGCUUCGCAAAGCCAUUCGAACUUCGGCCAGCACUCUCCGUACAUGGCGUAUCCAGGGCCAGGUCGAGCCUCACAGGCCGAAUCCGAGCCGAAACCGCCAUUCUCAAAGGCACCCGACAUAGAGCCCCCUCCUAUUCCGCCGUUCGCAAAAUUGCCUGCUUCAUCUCCUGACCCUGGCUCGCGCGGGACUGCAUCCCAGAAUCGUUCAACGUUCCGAGAGCCUCCUGGAGCGUAUGCCAGCUCAGGCAGAGAUUCGCAAGCUGGCCGCAACCCAGGACCGCCAUUCUCAAAAGUCCCGGAUCGUACUCAGCCGCCCGUUCCAUUACCGAAUCUGAAUGGCUUCGCAAGCGACAGUAAUGAUGAGGCGCGAAACGCCGCACCACCUUUAUCUAUGGGUGGGAUAGAACGUGCUCUACCAACGGAGACGGAGAGUCUUCCAGAUGGCAACAGUAGUAGUCUCUCUGACGAUUACACCACAGCCAACGGGGGAACAGAGCGUCAUGGCGAUGCGAAGGAGCGAUUCAAAAAAGGUCUUGAAGUGAUGUCGUACAUCAAGGAGAAGAGCUCUUACGCCGAGGAUGCUUCCCAAAUUAUUACACGACUACAGAUGGCGGCGGAUCGCCGACUGAAGAGGAGCUAUGUCAGCGGAAGGCCUACACGAGACUACUACGAAAGCGCACCUGUGAUUAAGGUCGGAAUGGUCUUCUUGCCAGGGGUCGACCGGCCUACCGUCACACAGCUGGAACAAGAAAUGUUGAUGGCGGACUACAAGCCUGAUCAACUAAGUGCUGUCUGGAGGGUCAAUACCGCUGGACAUUUACUGUUCGACUUUGAAGUAACGAAGGACCUCAGGGUCAUUGCCAAGGAUCUGACACCAGAAGUCUUAGAGCACUCCAGACGCCGAGAGGAGCGCUCGCUGCCUUCAUUCUUCCCCGGGCAGAGGACUGAGGCACUCAUCGUGGCGGGAAGGGAGCGGCUACCAACUGUCAACAUUGACAGUGAGCACGUCACUCUCGUCCAUGACCUCCGAUGUUACGCCGGGCAGUUUGAUAUUGAGAGUACCCUAGUCGAGGUGGACUAUUCGUCCAUGGCUAGUCUUCUUGUGAACUUCCAACUCAUCAUCCAGAGCAGAAAUGCAGCACAAGAUCUGGAUGAGACGAGGAACCUUCUUGAAGCGAUGAUGGAAGACGUUAGAAGACUAUGCAAUCGGAGCGCAAUCCUGUUCCGAAUGGCGACCCGAACGAAGAUCAUCACGUCCAAAGACAUCCGCUAUGGUGUCAAUAACGGGAGAGAGUUCACUACGCUUACGACGAGCAAGGGAAUUCGCAAGAUCAUCAGCUUGUCUUCGGCAUACUACACAUCGCUAGAUCCAGCCGAUAAAGUUCAGCAGCUUUUGAAGCCCAGGUUCCUCCAAAUGCUAGUCCUACUACUAUCGUUCCUGAACGAUGACGACCUUCACAACAUCCAAGAGUUCUUGGAACGGACAUUCCACUUCAACGCGGAUCGUAAGAACCUAGAAUUACUGCUGCUGAAGUGCCGGCUUUCGAAGGCUGGUCACCAAGAAAGCCAGAGAAACAAGAUCAUGCAUUCUAUUGGGAGACUUUUGUUAGUCGCAUUGCAGCGCAUGGUUACGUCCUCCCAGGUACCAUCGAUAACCUCUGCCGAGCACAGAAGUCUUGGAUUGUACAGUGGCCAGAAAAAGGUUUCAAAGACUCUCUCGCCUUCCGCAAUCUUCAGUAUAGCGCGGAAGACGGGAUGCGCACCUUCAACGAGAUUCCUCCAAUCGAGCGAGACUACGAUCGUCAUAGCGAUAACACCCUGCUGAAUGCCAUCUUGACGAACGACAGGCAGUACAUGAUUCGGGUUGCGGAUUACGAAGCCAUCAUAUGUCUUACUAGAGGCGUCUACAGCAUCCAAGAAUCCGACAUCAACGGCCAACGUUACGACUUAAUCAUCGAAGAGGGUCCGUUGAACCAAGCUACCUACAACGGUGUCGAUCGGCUCAAUGAGGUAAUCAAGCUUGUAAAUCAUUGGCUCACCGGAUUCCGCAGCUCUUCCCUUCGACGCCG
Messenger RNA from Trematosphaeria pertusa, 2495 nucleotides. RefSeq lists its product as uncharacterized. Lineage: Eukaryota; Fungi; Ascomycota; Dothideomycetes; Pleosporales; Trematosphaeriaceae. The record is from RefSeq and is a predicted model, not a curated record. Bases 389 to 2251 code for a protein of 620 amino acids. The transcript has 5 exons.